GGCUCUCCCACCCUCUCGCAUCUUUCUCCGCUUCCCUGUCACUGUUAUUCCGGGAGACAUUCACUUUUCACCAACCUUUCUCCAAGCAUCUCCAAGCCAAUGACUAUAUGUAUUUUGCUACAAGAGACCUAGAAGAGGAAAAGAGGCAUAAGACUUUCAACAGCUCGUUUUUUUAAAAAAAAUCAACAACGAAUUUCCCGAAAUGUGUGAGAACAAUUAAAAGGAAAAGGCGUUUUUGAUCCAUCAACUAAGUGAACAAUCAUUCACAUCGUCCACAUCCUGAGACAUUAUCGUCCCUCGCUGUGGACACCAGCGAGAUGACAGCUGCUUUUUCAUUUCUGAAUGUAAUAAAUAUUUGCUGCUUUUAAUAUAUUUCGGAAUUUCUCCCCGCUAUUCCCUGGAAUUUUAACUCUAAAAGAUUGGAGAAAAGAUUAUCGAAAAGGCUUUUACAAGCCUCCAAAAUGAUGCUGAGUCCGGACCAAGCCGCCGACUCGGACCACCCCAGCUCGGCGCACUCGGACCCGGAAUCGCUGGGCGGAGCGGACGCCAAGGUGCUGGGCAGCGUGUCGGACCUGGAGCAGGUAGAGGAGGCCGAGGGCGACGGCAAGGGCGGCGGCCGAGCCGCGCUCUACCCGCACCCGCAGCAGCUGAGCCGCGAGGAGAAGCGCCGCCGCCGGCGGGCCACGGCCAAAUACCGCUCGGCCCACGCCACCCGCGAGCGCAUCCGCGUGGAGGCCUUCAACCUGGCCUUCGCCGAGCUCCGCAAACUGCUGCCCACGCUGCCCCCGGACAAGAAGCUGUCCAAGAUCGAGAUCCUGCGCCUGGCCAUCUGCUACAUCUCCUAUCUCAACCAUGUCCUAGACGUGUAGGGCUGGGGGCGCCGCGGGGGGCCGCCUGGCCCGGGGUGGGUGAAAAGCGGCCCACCCGGGGCGGCCGCCGCGGGGAUGGAGGAGGAGGCUGUGGCUCAGCGCGACGGCCGCUGCCGCCGCCUUGGACGGGGGAAGAGGCUCACAACGUGUGUCUCUCUGCUCAGCAGGGCAACUCUGGAAGGU
This is a messenger RNA of Phacochoerus africanus (Common warthog), 1052 nucleotides long. RefSeq names its product nescient helix-loop-helix 2 (gene NHLH2). The transcript is spliced from 3 exons. Gene Ontology annotation, molecular function: RNA polymerase II cis-regulatory region sequence-specific DNA binding; protein dimerization activity; DNA-binding transcription factor activity, RNA polymerase II-specific. The record is from RefSeq and is a predicted model, not a curated record. Gene Ontology annotation, biological process: regulation of transcription by RNA polymerase II. Bases 462 to 869 code for a protein of 135 amino acids. NCBI's taxonomy places the organism in Eukaryota, Metazoa, Chordata, Mammalia, Artiodactyla, Suidae.